Messenger RNA from Bombina bombina (fire-bellied toad), 853 nucleotides. RefSeq names its product nicotinamide N-methyltransferase-like. Lineage: Eukaryota; Metazoa; Chordata; Amphibia; Anura; Bombinatoridae. The transcript has 3 exons. The record is from RefSeq and is a predicted model, not a curated record. The coding region runs from base 59 to 853 and encodes 264 amino acids. Gene Ontology annotation, cellular component: cytosol. Gene Ontology annotation, molecular function: N-methyltransferase activity.
UCAGUUCUGUAAUGGUCAGGGAUAUUGCUGUAGCUCUUGCAAGAGAAUAAAACAAACCAUGGAACUUCCUUUCACUAAACAACAAACAUAUAUUGAUGAAUUUAAUUCAAAUGAUUAUUAUGAUACGUAUUAUGCACCAGGAAAAGGAUUGUUGAUUGAAGAAUGGAUGGAAUUUGCAUUAAAAAAACUUCAUGAGACAUUUACUUCAGGUGGAGUUGAAGGUGACACACUGAUUGACAUUGGUUCUGGGCCGACCAUUUACCAACUCCUGUCAGCAUGUGAAGUGUUUAAGAACAUAAUUAUAUCUGACUUCCUUCCUCAAAACCUCAUGGAAAUCCACAAAUGGUUAAAGAAAGAUCAUGGGGCAUUUGAUUGGUCUUUAGCUGUCAAAUCGGUUUGUGAGAUGGAAAAGAACAGUAACAACUGUCAGAAAAAGGAAGAGAAGCUCAGACAAACGGUGAAACAAGUGCUACAAUGUGAUGCACUAAAGAAAGACCCUUUAGAGCCUCAUGUUGUGCCGCCGGUCGACUGUCUGCUCAGCUGUCUGUGUUUGGAAGCUGCGUGUAAAGAUCUAGAGACCUUCUACAGUGCCCUGAAGAACCUGAGGACCCUGAUAAAACCUGGGGGUCAUAUAGUACUUCUGAGUGUACUAAAUGCUACAUUUUACUAUGUUGGUAACAAGACGUUUUCAAGCUUGUGUGUGACAAAAGAGGACCUAGAAAAAGCUCUUAUAGAAACUGGGUACCAAAUUGAGAAGAUAGAAGUGACAUCACAAUUAGGUCAGGAGGACAAGGACUUUAGUAAUUAUGACAGUCAUUAUUAUGUUCAUGCUCGUAAACCACAUGACUCUUAA